Salvelinus fontinalis (brook trout) is the source of this 13030-nucleotide messenger RNA. It is a transcript of the gene crfb4, whose product is annotated as cytokine receptor family member b4. NCBI's taxonomy places the organism in Eukaryota, Metazoa, Chordata, Actinopteri, Salmoniformes, Salmonidae. The coding region runs from base 135 to 1040 and encodes 301 amino acids. The record is from RefSeq and is a predicted model, not a curated record. Gene Ontology annotation, molecular function: protein binding. The transcript is spliced from 7 exons.
AGUUACGCUUACCUCGCAAUUCUCAGACCAUUCGGAAAGUUGGCUAGACAAACUCUCGAGAGCAGCAACAAGAAAAAUAUAGCCAACAGAACAUUUGAGUGUCGUUGGAUUACAUUGAAAAUCUCUUGGGAAACAUGCAAUCUACAGUUUUUACUAUCUUGUUUGUCAAAGUAUGUUUCACUUUACAUGGAAAUACAGCAGUGUUAGCUGAACUUCCAAGUCCCAGUAACAUCAGGAUUAACUCUGUCAACAUGGGAUUAGUGUUGGAGUGGGAUGCACCUCAGAACCACGCAGAAAACAUAACCUACAGAGCAGAGUACAGGGGCUUGGUCAGCAGCUAUGAGGUUGUAUGUUGGAACACAACAGCCCAAAGCUGUGACUUCACCAGUCAUCUACACAAAUUUGGAGUGUACAUUUUCCAAGUGAGGGCAGAACGAGAGGGGGACACAUCUCGCUGGAUGAAGACUGAGCUGUUUGUCAUGGAUGAACACACCACACUAGGCCCUCCCGGUGUGACGCUCGUCUCCAGUGGGGCUGACAUUGAAGUGAGCAUCAGCGACCCGGUGCUCAGGAUCUCUGAGUUCAAAGACGUAUACAACCACGCAACAUUUAAUAUCUCCUACUGGAAAGAGGGUCAGGAGGAGAAGACCAAAACUAUGAAUAUCACCCCACUGCGUAAAGUGGUCUUGGCGCUGGAGCCAUGGACCAGGUACUGUGUUCAGGUCUGGGUGUACACCCAGAGGUUCUCCAUACACAGCCAGCCCAGCAAUGUUACGUGUGAGAGCACCGCUAAGGGCAAUGACAGGCCUUGGGUGGUAGCCCUGGUGACGUUUGUGGUGAUGGCUGUGGCAGUGGCCCUGCUGGCCCUGGGCUUCUGGUACUGCUACAGGGUGGUCCGCUUCCUCAGACCCAAGGCCAAGCUGCCUGAACAUUUCACAGAGCUGUUGUAUCCCCCAUGCUCCUCCAUCCUGGCCAUACAGAGCAGCCCCCAGCCUGAGGAGGUGUACCAUGAGCUCCUUAUCAUGCCAGGUGGGGCAUAGACAAAGGAGAGCUCUAUCUGGUGGUCGGAAGAACGUAAUACACACAGACUGGCAGACAACACAGACCGUCUGGCUGUGUUCGAGAAUAUCAAAACUGUGAAUUGAGACUGACUGACAGAUCUACAAAUAAUAUUGAGAAGUUAUUUACGAAUCAAGGUGAUUUGUUGAUCAGUCGUUCUUGACCCGCCGUUAAAGUCGGCUGCAAUGUCGAACACGUCCAAAGUGGGUGGGGAAGAUAUGGGUCAAAAAUAGGAAGUGAGUAGACCGAUGUGAAGAAAAGAGGACAAGGACUGAAAUAGAUGGCAGAAAAGAGGAUGUGUAUCUUAUUGAGAAAUAAUAAUCUGGAUUUAGUGAUUUUAUUAAUGUUGAUGAAAUGCUAAGAGAGCUACUUACUGUGAUGUGUUUAUUUAUGUGACCUUUAUGUGUAUGAUAAUGAUCAAUAUUGCCUAUCAUUCAUUAUGGCCAUGCAUGGUAAGCCUACACUGGCAUUUUUUGGGUAUCAUGGGUAUAGGGCAACACCAGGAGGGGAGUAUUACAUGUUUAUGCCUUGAUGCACUCUGUGUUUGUGCCUAUAUGUCUCUGUGUGACUCUGUAUUUGUGAAGGAUAUUUAAAGGACCAAUGCAGCAAUUUUUAUCUAAAUACCAAAUCAUUUAUGAGUAACAAUGAAAACAAUCAGAGUAAGUUACUUCAAUUAAAAUAGUUAAAAGGAAACAAAUAGCUUUUUAUCAAAGAGCAAUUUCUUAAUCAAGACAUUUGCUAGGAUUGUCUGGGAGUGCUUUAGGCAAAAACAGAAAAUUAACUGUUAUUGGCAGAGAGGUUUGGAACUCUUUCUUAUUGGUCUAUUAACUAAUUUACCACAUGGUGACGUCACCAUGGAAGACCAAAACUCCAUCCGACAUAAAAAGGCUGAAAUUUCAGAUGGUCUUUUCAAACAGCUCUUAUACUUAAAGAACAUUAUCAUAAUUUUCAUAAUUUCACAGUAUUAUUCAAACCUCAUAGUGUGGAAAUUUAAAACACAGGUAACUCACAUUUUUGACUGCAUUGGCCCUUUAACAGUUGAAGGUACUCUAUUAGCACUUGGAAGAUGUCGUUUGACAUUUGAAGUCAUGUUUUAUAGACUUUUUACCAUUUAUAUUGUGGGACACCACACACACACACAAACAAGUUAAAAAUGACUUGCCAAGGGAAUAAAUAUAUAUUUUUAAAUGCUGAUAAAUGGUUGGUGUUGCCACCUAUCAUUGGAUAUUAUCAAUGCAUGUUUACUUACAUUUACAUUACAUUUAAGUCAUUUAGCAGACGCUCUUAUCCAGAGCGACUUACAAAUUGGUGCAUUCACCUUAUGAUAUCCAGUGGAACAACCACUUUACAAUAGUGCAUCUAACUCUUUUAAGGGGGGGGGGGCGUUAGAAGGAUUACUUUAUCCUAUCCUAGGUAUUCCUUAAAGAGGUGGGGUUUCAGGUGUCUCCGGAAGGUGGUGAUUGACUCCGCUGACCUGGCGUCGUGAGGGAGUUUGUUCCACCAUUGGGGUGCCAGAGCAGCGAACAGUUUUGACUGGGCUGAGCGGGAACUGUACUUCCUCAGAGGUAGGGAGGCGAGCAGGCCAGAGGUGGAUGAACGCAGUGCCCUUGUUUGGGUGUAGGGCCUGAUCAGAGCCUGAAGGUACGGAGGUGCCGUUCCCCUCACAGCUCCGUAGGCAAGCACCAUGGUCUUGUAACGGAUGCGAGCUUCAACUGGAAGCCAGUGGAGAGAGCGGAGGAGCGGGGUGACGUGAGAGAACUUGGGAAAGUUGAACACCAGACGGGCUGCGGCGUUCUGGAUGAGAUGUAAAGGUUUAAUAGCACAGGCAGGGAGCCCAGCCAACAGCGAGUUGCAGUAAUCCAGACGGGAGAUGACAAGUGCCUGGAUUAGGACCUGCGCCGCUUCCUGCGUGAGGCAGGGUCGUACUCUGCGAAUGUUGUAGAGCAUGAACCUACAGGAACGGGUCACCGCCUUGAUGUUAGUUGAGAACGACAGGGUGUUGUCCAGGAUCACGCCAAGGUUCUUAGCACUCUGGGAGGAGGACACAAUGGAGUUGUCAACCGUGAUGGCGAGAUCAUGGAACGGGCAGUCCUUCCCCGGGAGGAAGAGCAGCUCCGUUUUGCCGAGGUUCAGCUUGAGGUGGUGAUCCGUCAUCCACACUGAUAUGUCUGCCAGACAUGCAGAGAUGCGAUUCACCACCUGGUUAUCAGAGGGGGGAAAGGAGAAGAUUAAUUGUGUGUCGUCUGCAUAGCAAUGAUAGGAGAGACCAUGUGAGGAUAUGACAGAGCCAAGUGACUUGGUGUAUAGCGAGAAUAGGAGAGGGCCUAGAACAGAGCCCUGGGGGACACCAGUGGUGAGAGCACGUGGUGCGGAGACAGAUUCUCGCCACGCCACCUGGUAGGAGCGACCUGUCAGGUAGGACGCAAUCCAAGCGUGGGCCGCGCCGGAGAUGCCCAGCUCGGAGAGGGUGGAGAGGAGGAUCUGAUGGUUCACAGUAUCAAAGGCAGCCGAUAGGUCUAGAAGGAUGAGAGCAGAGAUACUUAAAGUUGAAAUAUACUGAACAAAAAUAUAAACACAACAUGCAACAAUUUAAAGAUUUUACUGAGUUACAGUUCAUAUAUGGAAGUCAGUCAAUUUAAAUAAAUUCAUUAGGCCCUAAUCUAUGAAUUUCACAUGACUGGGCAGGGGCACAGCCAUGGGUGGGCCUGGGAGGGCAUAGGCCCACCCACUAGGGAGCCAAGUCCAGCCAAUCAGAAUUAGUUUUUCCCCACAAAAGGUCUUUAUUACGGCCAUAAAUACUCGUCAGUUUGAUCAGCUGUCCUGGUGGCUGGUCUCAGAUGAUCCCGCAGGUGAAGAAGCUGGACGUAGAGGUCCUGGGCUGGCGUGGUAUCAUGUGGUCUGUGGUUGUGAGGCCGGUUGGACGUACUGCCAAGUUCUAUAAAACGAUGUUAAUGGGAGAGAAAUGAACAUUAAAUUCUCUGGCAACAGCUCUGGUGGACAUUCCUGCAGUCAGCAUGCCAAUUGCGCAUUCCCUCAAAACUUGAGGCAUCUGUGGCAUUGUGUUGUGGGACACAAAUGCACAUUUUAGAGUGGCCUUUUAUUUUACCCAGCACAAGGUGCACCUGUGUAAUGAUCAUGCUGUUUAAUCAGCUUCUUGAUCAGGUGGAUGGAUUAUCUUGGCAAAGGACAAAUGCUCACUAACAGGGAUGUAAACAAAUUUGUGCACAAAAUUUAGAGAUUUUUUUUUUGUGUGUGUAUGGAAAAUUUCUGGGAUCUUUUAUUUCAGCUCAUGAUACAUGGGACCAACACUUUAUAUCUUGCGUUUAUAUUUUUUUCCAGUAUCUAUCUUUAUGCUUACAUCCUUAUAAUCUAAUUACAUAGGCCUACAUGUGAUCCAAAUGUCUAUCAUAAGUAAAUGAAAUAUAUUAUCUUGUGACAACAUAGCAAAUGUAUUUAUUUAGAUGUUACUGUAAUGUUGUUUCCCAUGUUAUAGCCUACAAUUUGUCUUGUCUGUAAUAUUGUUGUCACAAACAAUAUUGUCAAAUGUCUUAAGUGUGAGAAUUGAGUACAUAUUAUAGGCUACACAUGGGUUAUUGUAGGGGAUUUCUACACUGGCCAUUUUUGGAAGCUAAAUCUGUGUCUUCUAAACCGGCCCUUAAUGAGCAAGUACCCCAGAUACCAGCCGUGGGGUCAAUACCAAGUGCAUUUGACGGCUUGGCAUAUUGUUUACCCAGUAGCUUCUGUGAACUGAAAGUAUUCACACCCCUUGACUUAUUCCACAUUUUGUUGUUUUACAGCCUGAAUUCAAAUGGAUGAAAUAGAUUAUUUUCCUCACCCAUUUUUUAAAAACCUUUAUUUAACUAGGCAAAUCAGUUAAGAACAAAUUCUUAUUUACAAUGACAGCCUACCCCAGCCAAACCCGGACGACGCUAGGCCAAUUGUGCGCCGCCCUAUGGGACUCCCAAUCACGGCCGGAUGUGAUACAGCCUGGAUUUGAACCAGGGACUAUAGUGAUGCCUCUUGCACUGCAUCUUAGACCGCUGCGCCAAUACUACAUAAUGACAAAGUGAAAACAUGCUUUUAGAAAUUUUUGAAAAUGUUUUGAAAAUGAAAUACAGAAAUAUCUAAUUUACAUAAGUAUUCACAACCCUGUGUCAAUAAUUUGUAGAAGCACCUUCGGCAGCUUUUACAGCUGUGAAUAAUUAUUUUAAGUCGCUAAGAGCUUUCCACACCUGGAUUGUGCAACAUUAGGCCAUUUAUUAUUUUGUCAAAUUUGUAGGUCUUGCCAUAGAUUUUCAAGUAAAUUUAAGUCAAAACUGUAACUCGGCCACUCAGGAACUUUCACUUUCUUCUUGGUAAGCAACUCCAGUAUAGAUUUGGCCUUGUGUUUUAGGUUAUUGUCCUGCUGAAAGGUGAAGUAAUCUCCCAGUGUCUGGUGGAAAGCAGACUGAACCAGGUUUUCCUCCAGGAUUUUGCCUGUGCUUAGCUCCAUUCCUUUUUUAUCCUGAAAAACCACUAUGCUUGAAAAUAUGGGGAGUGGUUCUCAGUAAUGUGUUUUAUUGGAUUUGCCACAAACAUAACACUUUGUAUUCAGGACAAAAAGUGAAUUGCUUUGCCACAUCUUUUACAGUUUUACUUUAGUGCUUUAUUGCAAACCCAGAGUGACUUACAUGAGCAAUUAGAGGUCACUGUCUUGCUCAAUGGCACAUCAUCAGAUAUUUCACCCAGUCAGCUCGGGAUUCAAACCAGCGACCUUUCGGUUACUGUCCCAAUGUGCUUAACCGCUAGGCUAUCUGCCGCCAAAAGUGAGAAUAUUUUUAUUUGUUAGCAACCAAGCAUCGAUCAUAAUGUCACCAGAAUAAUCAGAUUUUCAUAAAACAGCAACAUGUGGUCUCUUGUUUCUGCAUCACCAAGUUUGGUCCAAUUCACACACAUAUCAAGAGAACAUCCCUGGUCAUCCCUCCUUCCUCUGAUCUGACGGACUCACUAAACAAUUGUGCCGGCUCAGCUCUGAACCGCGUAGCGCAUAAAAAUAGUCUGUCCUCAGGUUGCAACACUCACUACCGAGUUCCAAACUGCAUCUGGAAGCAACGUCAGCACAAGAACUGUUCGUCGGGAUCUUCAUAAAAUGGGUUUUCAUGGCCGAGCAGCCGCACACAAGCCUAAGAUCACCAUGUGCGAUGCCAAGCGUUGGCUAGAGUGGUGUAAAGCUCACCACUAUUGGUCACCACCAACGCCUUCUCUGGAGUGAUGAGUCACGCUUCACCAUCUGGCAGUCCGACGGACGGAUCUUGGUUUGGCAGAUGCUAGGAGAACGCUACCUGCCAGAAUGCAUCGUGCUAACUGUAAAGUUUGGUGGAGGAGGAAUAAUGGUCUGGGGCUGCUAGUUCUAGGUCCCUUAGUUCCAGUGAAGGGAAAUCUUAAAGCUACAGAUACAAUGGCAUAAUAGACAAUUAUGUGCUUCCAACUGGGUGGCAACAGUUUGGGGAAGGCCCUUUCCUGUUUCAGAAUGACAAUGCCCCUGAGCACAAAGAAAGGUCCAUACAGAAAUGGAUCGGUGUGGAAGAACUUGACUGGCCUGCACAAGGCCCUGACCUUAACUCCAUCGAACACCUUUGGGAUGAAUUGGAACGUGGACUGUGAGCCAGGGCUAAUCUCCCAACAUCAGUGCCCAACCUCACUAAUGCUCUUGUGGCUGAAUGGAAGCAAAUCCCUGCAGCAAUGUUCCAACAUCUAGUGGAAAGCCUUCCCAGAAGAGUGGAGGCUGUUAUAGCGGCGAAGGGGGGACCAACUCAAUAUUAAUGCUCAUGAUUUUGGAAUGAGAUGUUUGACAAGCAGGUGUCCACAUACCUUUGGUCAUGUAGUGUAUGUAGGCUACACUUGCCACGUUCAAAACAACUGGGAACUUGGAAAAAUACUAGGUCAAAUUAUGACGUCAGUGAUCUUCAGGUUGGAAAGUCGGAGCUCUAGAGCUCUCUUUUUUUUCUUUGAGUUCCCAGUUGUUUUGAACACGGCAACUGUCCUGCAAAAAAAUCAGACCAGUUUCAAAUUCUCGCUGAAGUUUCAAGCCACAAAUCAUAAACUAGCUAGCUGGGGAGGAGGGCUCAUUAGGACAACUGACUGAACUGAAUCCGUUCGUCCCCCCCAUAGACAUUAAAACUAGGGUCUCCACUCAACUCUCAAGAAAUAUGUCAUCCAUGUUGGGCACCAGGCGUGUCCAUAUAGCUGUUCUCAUUGUCUUCUUCGGUGGGGUUUAUCGGCAGUUGGCAUCCAAAGCUAUGGUGCAUUACCGCCACCUACUGUACUGGAGAGUGGGCCAGAGACAGGGAGAAACUAAAUAUACUCUUUAAACUAAUUUCCUGUAUCCCCUUCUCCCUCAUUAGAUCUCAGCCUCUCUUAUUUCCAUCUGAUACUGCCCACACUGUAGCAAUACAUGCUCCACGGUCUCUGUUUCCUGUCAGUAAUAACGGUUUCCUGUUGGAUGCUUUCCUAUCACAUUUAAGGACUUAUUUAAUCGGCUGAGUCCCACCCUUAAUCUUGUACAAAUAGCUCUUCUGUCCUUUCCUGCUGUCCUCCCCUCCCCGACUUUCCUCUGUACUGCCUGCCUUAGUAUCUCUAUUCCAUUGCUCCUGCCAUCUACACCAUCACUGUCCAUAUUUGACUUUUUGCCUCUGCCUUGCUCAUUGAAACUACAACAUCCCCACUACUAAGUGCUUGUUUAGCCAGUACAUCCACUGCCUCGUUCCCCUUCAUCCCCACAUGUCCUGGGACCCAAGUAAAUCUUAUCUGUAUAACCAUCAGUCUAAUCCUGCCAUGGGUUUGUAGCACCUCAUAAAGCAGGUCUUGUCUGCUACGUGAGCUGAAAGACUGUAGACUCAUCAAAACUGCUCAUGAAUCUGAGCAAAUAACUACUCUUUCUGGCUUAACUUCCUCCACCCACUGCAAGGCCAACAGAAUGGCCAUCAGCUCCGCCAUAUAUACAGCCAGAUGAUUAGUAAUAUGUUUCCUGACUUUUACCCCACAUUCCUGCACUACAAAUGCUGACCCAGUACUUCCUAUCCUUGGAUCUUUUGAACCGUCUGUGUAUAUGGCCAGAUGACUCUUAAACCAAUCAGAUGGCUCAACACCCUCCCUAUCUUUCUGUAUUCUCUCCAAUACUUCUAGAUCUACAACUGGAGGAAGGAGUAGCCAUGGUGGAUUUACAGGAAUAGCUACCGUUGGACUAAACCCCCUUCCAUACAGUCCCAUCUCCCUCGGCUGGGUAUUACCCACCCACCCAAAGCUUGUGUUCUGUCCUUUCUCAUGUUCGCAGUAUGCCUGUAAAAUAUAUUUUGCAGGAUGAGACACCCAAUGUCCCUGUAGGCUGACCCAAUAAUUAGUUGCCAGCUGCUGUCUCCUAAUCUGCAAUGGCAUAUCCCCCAUCUCCACCUGUAGUGCAGCCACUGGGGACGUCCGAAACGCCCCACUACAUAUUCUGAGACCCUAUAUGACAUCUAGCCUUUCCAAUGAGGUCGGGGCUGCCGAACCAUACGCUAUACUGCCAUAGUCUAUUACCGAUUGGAUCAAUGGAACAUAAAUGGUCCUCAAUGGGGAAUGCCCAGCCCCCCAACUCCUUCCCGUCAGACAGUGCAUCACACAGUCUUUCAAAAAAUUGGAAAUGUAUACCUUCAAUGGGCAGUUUCAAAUUCUCACUGAAACAAUUGCUAAUUAGUAGCACGUCUCAAAAGUGAGUCGUAAGAUUAUAAUAUGUGGCUGAGAAGGAAAUGCCCGGGAUAGCAUAUGGUCUGCCUUUUGAUGCCUAAUCUGUAUCAUUUUGUGAUAGUCUUGUGUGUGUAUAUAAGACAAUGAAUGCUGUAUAUAUUAGGGGUAAGUGAGACCAGGGAGACGUACCUGUCCAGAGUUGUUUAUUAGGAAAUGGAACUGUACUAAUUAUCUCAUUUUAUGAAACAAACAACUAUUGUGUCUGUCAUUGGUUGUUGCCACUGCAGUUGCCGCCUAACCUUGCUCCACCCCCUUCCCCCUCCGAAAGGACCACAAUGAAAAUAAGCUUUUAAGCUUUAUUGUGUUAAAUUAUUAAUUUGAAUUAAUCAAUCAAUCAAUUUAGCACCUUCUUACACUUUCCCACCUGUCAAUGUGUUCUGCCCAGGUCAGUCUGGUGUCAAAGUAUACCCCAAGGAACCUGAACGCCCCCACCCUCUCCAAGUUUCUCCCAUAUAACCUCAAGCGUACCUCAUCUCCCACCUUCCUCCUGGUAAAGAACACUCUGAGUUUUCUCUACAGAGAACCUGAAUCCCACAUUAAUGCCCACCGUUCUACCCCAUCAAUUGCUUCCUGUACCUUCCUGACUAUGUAUGGCACAUUUCUUCCCCUCUUCCAUAAGGCCCCAUCAUCUGCAAAUAAUGACCUUACAAUAUCCGUCCAUACCUGAGAGUAAACAUCAUUGAUCAUGAUUGAGAACAACCGAGGACGAAUCACGCUCCCCUGCGGUAUACCGUUAUCCACCAGGUAGCUGCCCACCCUCACUUGGAUAGACCUUCCGAACAAGAAAUCCUUUAUCCAGUUGUACGUUCUUCCUCCUACCUCCGUAAUAUCAAGCUUGAUUAACUCCUCCUUCCACAUCAUAUCAUAUGCCUUAUUCACAUCAAAAAAGACAGCUACAACCGUUCAACUUAGCCUUCCUGACCACUGCUUCUAAGCAGAGCACUGGGUCCAUAGUUCCCCUCCCCUUCCUGAACCAACUCGGAACUGGCCCCCUACUAGCCCCCUGCUCUCCAGGAAGUAAAUUAGCCUCUCCGUAAUUAUACGUUCCUUUAUCUUACAUACUGUUAAUAUUAAAGCUAUUGGCCGAUAGCUUGUUGGCCUCGUUGGGUCCUUCCCUGGCUUCCGGAUUGGUACCACUACUGCCUCCUUCCAGCCGCCGGGUAGUUUCCCCUCCUCCCACACUCUGUUGUACAACACCAAUACCUUAUCCAGUGCUCAUCACUAAGAUGGGCCAACAUAACAUAGCACACCUCAUCUUUCCCAGAUGAAGUUAACCCAGGCUUGCCUAUUGCCCUUUUUAUCUUUGCCAUGGUAAAUGGUGCAUUCAACGCAUCAUUUACAUCCUCCCUCCUAUCCAGAACUCCAGGGUGCUCCUCUCUCCCCUUCUGCCCCUCCUCUGACAAUUCUGCAGAGCUAUGCAUCUCUGCCUUCUCAUCUGUUAAUGCCACAUCCUUCCCACUUGUCAACACUGGAUAAUCCCACUCCCCUUCUGACCCCACUCAUCCUCUUAAUCAUCCCCCACACUACUCACACUGGUGUCACACUUCCAAUGGUGUCACAGAACCGACACCAACAUGGCCUCUUUGCCUGACGGAUAGUUCUCCUCACCAGGGCCUGGGCCUGCUUAUACUGAAUCAGAUGUUGGAAGUUAUGUGUCCUUUUCAGUACUGUAAAUGCGCUGUUCCUACUCCUCACUAUUGCCCCACACUCAUCCGUCCACCACGGGACUGCUUUCCUCUUCCUCCUCCCUGAACUCUUAGGUAUAGCCUCAGUAGCUGCCCCCGCUAAAGCUGUUCUCACCCAGUUAUUCAUACUAUCCAUAUCCCCUCUCAUAUCCACCUGAGCCAUCACCUGCUGCUCACUCAACUCCUGAAACUGAUCCCACUUUGCCCUUCCAAACACCCACCUGCCUACUCCAUCCCCUGACACCUCCUCCCUCCGGCUUACUGUGCAUACUAUGGGGAAAUGAUCACUCCCUACUAUCGACUCCUCAACUCACAGAUUUCUGCCAUCGCACUAGAUUUAUUUUUAUUUCACCUUUAUUUAACCAGGUAGGCUAGUUGAGAACAAGUUCUCAUUUACAACUGCGACCUGGCCAAGUUAAAGCAAAGCAGUGUGCCACAGACAGCAACACAGAGUUACACAUGGAAUAAACAAUAAACAAGCCAAUAACACAAUAAACAAGUCAAUGACACAGUAGAAAAAAAGAAAGUCUAUAUACAGUGUGUGCAAAAGGCAUGAGUAGGCAAUAAAUAGGCCAUAGUAGCGAAGAAUUACAAUUAAGCAGAUUAACACUGGAGUGAUAAAUGAGCAGCUGCAGCGAUCAGUUAGCUGCUCAGAUAGCUGAUGUUUAAAGUCUCCAGCUUCAGCGAUUUUUGCAAUUCUUUCCACUCACUGGCAGCAGAGAACUGGAAGGAAAGGCAGCCAAAUGAGGUGUUGGCUUUAGGGAUGAUCAGUGAGAUAUAGCUGCUAGAACGUGUGCUACGGGUGGGUGUUGUUAUCGUGACCAGUGAACUGAGAUAAGGCGGAGCUUUACCUAGCAUAGACUUAUAGAUGAUCUCGAGCCAGUGUGUCUGGCGACGAAUAUGUAGCGAGGGCCAGCCGACUAGAGCAUACAGGUCGCAGUGGUGGGUGGUAUAAGGUGAUUUGGUAACGAAACGGAUGGCACUGUGAUAGACUGCAUCCAGUUUGCUGAGUAGAGUAUUGGAAGCUAUUUUGUAGAUGACAUCGCCAAAGUCAAGGAUCAGUAGGAUAGUCAGUUUUACUAGGGUAAGUUUUGCGGCGUGAGUGAAGGAGGCUUUGCUGCAAAAUAGAAAGCCGAAUCUAGAUUUGAUUUUGGAUUGGGGAUGUUUAAUAUGAGUCUGGAAGGAGAGUUUACAGUCUAGCCAGACACCUAGCUAUUUAUAGUUGUCCACAUAUUCUAGGUCAGAACCGUCCAGGGUGGUGAUGCUAGUCGGGCGGGCGGGUGCGGGCAGCGAACGGUUGAAAGCAUGCAUUUGGUUUUACUAGCAUUUAAGAGCAGUUUGAGGCCACGGAAGGAGUAUGGCAUUGAAGCUUGUUUGGAGGUUAGUUAGCACAGUGUCCAAGGAAGGGCCAGAUGUAUACAGAAUGGUGUCGUCUGCGUAGAGGUGGAUCAGGGAAUCGCCCGCAGCAAGAGCGACAUCAUUGAUAUAUACAGAGAAAAGAGUCGGCCCAAGAAUUGAACCCUGUGGCACCCCCAUAGAGACUGCCAGAGGUCCGGACAACAUGCCCUCCGAUUUGACACACUGAACUCUGUCUGCAAAGUAGUUUGUGAACCAGCUGAGGCAGUCAUUAGAGAAACCAAGGCUAUUGAGUCUGCCAAUAAGAAUACGGUGAUUGACAGAGUCGAAAACCUUGGCCAGGUCGAUGAAGAUGGCUGCAUAGUACUAUCUUUUAUCGAUGGCGGUUAUGAUAUCGUUUAGUACCUUGAGCGUGGCGGAGGUGCACCCGUGACCGGCUCGGAAACCGGAUUGCACAGCGGAGAAGGUACUGUGGGAUUCUAAAUGCUCAGUGAUCUGUUUAUUAACUUGGCUUUCGAAGACUUUAGAUAGGCAGGGCAGGAUGGAUAUAGGUCUGUAACAGUUUGGGUCUAGAGUGUCACCCCCUUUGAAGAGGGGGAUGACCGCGGCAGCUUUCCAAUCUUUAGGGAUCUCGGACGAUACGAAAGAGAGGUUGAACAGGCUGGUAAUAGGGGUUGCAACAAUGGCAGCGGAUAGUUUUAGAAAGAGAGGGUCCAGAUUGUCUAGCCCAGCUGAUUUGUACAGGUCCAGGUUUUGCAGCUCUUUCAGAACAUCUGCUGGAUUUGGGUGAAGGAGAAGCUGGGGAGGCUCGGGCGAGUAGCUGUGGGGGAGGCGGAGCUGUUGGACGGCGUUAGAGUAGCCAGGAGGAAGGCAUGGCCAGCCGUAGAGAAAUGCUUAUUGAAAUUUACGAUUAUCAUGGAUACCAGAGUGAGGUCCAAGGCAGACUCUUCCCUUGUCUACAUCAAUCCUGGUCUCUCUGCCAUCAUUCAGGCCCACCAGAUCGUUCAUUUCUAUCAGAUUUUCCACCACUUGCCAAUUUCCAUCCAUUAAUCCCCCCCAUUGUCUAUCUAGGCAUUCCUAACUGGUAUUCUGCCCGCAGCACGAACAAUGACAUCAAGUUCAUAUGGGAAUGACGAAACCUUUAAAAUAAAAGCCAGCAUUUCAAAACA